UCAACUUCUGCUCUAAGGCAGGAAAAUUCACGCGCAUAGCUGUCGCACAUGACGCAGAAAACACGCGAGAAAGUGCGCAAGUAUGCGUUAUCUUAGACACAUUUGACCAAUUGGUUAUUCCUCGAUGCAUGCGCAGACUUUAUGGUGAGGCUGAAUAGCCAACGCUUCUGAGUCUAAUAAUGCGGUGCUCAACUGCCCCUUAAAAUAACGGUCACAUGACCAUGUGACCGCAAUGAUAAACGUGUUUCUUUUGCGCGCCUACAUUUUUUUGUUUAUUCGGUCGCCAACGAAAUCAGUUUGAAAGAACAGUGUGUGCUUCGAAAGCCGCCGAAGACGGCAACCUUACGCGCUUCUUUCACAGUCCCGCCGCGUAUCUUCGUGGCGCUAACCUGUUUUCGGACCACCGAAGAAAUUCGAGCAACGGGAGUGCUCAGAGAGAUUCGGGCCUGUCGGAUUACCCUGCGUAAUUAACGGGUAAGCAGGAAGCGUCAAGUUGUGACACGAGGCACCGAAUGAUGGCUAUCAUGAAUGUUUUCUCUCUUGCACAAAGCCAAGCCCUGCUGCACAAAUAGACCGAAUCAUUCUGCUAUCAAAUGGACGGAAGUUUGCCACCGAAGAAAGCUUGGCUGAGACGCAAGCAAGAAGAUUUUAGCCUGCAACCUCGAAUUCCUUCCGAGGAUUCCAACGCACGAGAGCCCCAACGCAACCAUCAGAUAUCGCCUGAAGCAACACUUUCGACGCCCAGCUUCCCAGAGCCCGAACUGCGCACCCAAGAACGUAGUAGGACCACGGGCAGCGACGAAGCGCUUGCUCCUUCGCCUGGUAGUUCUUCCUCCGGUAGUUACUUGCAGACAGGCUGUUUCGAAGCAUUCCGCAACGCUCUUCGCCAUAGUGUCGUCAAUAUUGUCGGUUCACGACGCAAAAGAACAGCAGCCAACGAAGAAAGCGUAACAUUGAGCAACCAAGUACCGAUGGAUCAUGCAACUGCGUCUACACAACGCGACGACGAUGCCAACUAUGAGGAAGGCACCCGUAGAAGGCCGCUCAAUCCUGGAUCUCCUGAUGAUACCAGGAUCGGCUCUAGCCCAAGGAAGCGUACUUCACCAGCCGCAGAAAAAGCAACGUCCGAGGGCCCGAAAUCUGGAGAGCAGGCUGCCGUGCAGGAAGCUUCGGAAAUUUCCGGACAAAAAGAGCCAAAAAUAGUGGUACCUUCGCAGCUCGAUUGGGUGUCAGAGGAAACAGUUGAUUACCGAGUAAAGUCUGUCGACGAACAUGGCCAACUUUGGUUCAGAGGAUCCAUACCGGAAGCGAACGAGCCGCCAGAACCACAAGGAGCGUCGUCAUCUACAAGCCGGGCGACCGUCGAUGUAGACAGACUCCUUAUGCCUCCACCGCCAGUCCCAUGGGGCAGGAGAAUAACGCGUCGCAAAGUGCGUCAACCGGCUUUUGAUUCGACGACGCAAAUACCGUCAUCACUUUUCAGCGCCGACCACUUCCUGAUGGGUUUCUCGGAAGAAUCCCAGCGCUCCACUUCAACGCAGUCUUCCCCUUCUGAAGAUGUAGCUCCGCAAUCAAGCUCGCCACCGACGCAGACGUGGGAUUUGGGAAGCGAGGGUAAGCACCAGCAGCCAGGCAACGUCACAAGUGGUGACCUCUCGGCUGAAGCACGGGAACAGGAGCAACCUGAUCCGUCGAACCAGACUGCUAGUUUAGCGCGGUCACAUUUGCGGGGAUCUGUAGACGCAGGAGUUAUACGGCGCAAUACCGCUUGGCCGAUAUCGGAUCAGCCUGCGGAAUACGAAUCGCGUAGCGAAUACCAGAGAAGUGAGCAUCAUGCUUCGAGUCAAGACAAAGGUGAACCUUCAAUGAAAGCGCCGCAGAAGGUGGACAGCUUUCGAGAAAAACAGGAUGCUGGCCGCACCGCCGUUCAUGUACGUGAGGGUCCCGGAAAAAGCGUUCAAGAGAAUCCUCCGGAUCAGGAUGUUCUCGAGGAUCUCACGGUCAGUCAGGAUCCCGGUCGUAGGAAGUCUGGCGAAAGUGCUGCUUCUAAGGCGAUUCGUUCGGUAGAACAUUCGCAAGAUUUCGGUGCAAAUAAAGGCGCUGCCCAAGAACGUGGGGGGCAAUCUGUCCCAGAUUCGUCGACAGAAGAAUGCACACUCGAUGUAGACUCGACAGGUGGUGGAGCGACUGCUCAUAUAAGUCAUGGUACAGAAGUGGUUAUCACUGAGCCUGCGGGGGCGACAACUACGUCCACAGCAACAACAUUGCCACCGACUAAAACUGAGUCGACGACGACUACAAAUUUCGCCACUGUAUCUCAUCGUUGGUUUCAUUAAAUAACGUCAACCAAGAGAACUAGAUGACAUAUGCUCGCUGUGUACUAGAGAAAAAAAAUGGGACAGAGCUGCGGUCAGUCCGGAAACCGGCGGUGGCCUCGCAAAUAGCUCUGGGCCACCGAUGACAGGUAUAAGGAGAGGCAUACCCAGGACUUGACACCCAGAUGAGGUGUUCACUUUUAUUCUCUGGACACGUGACGCCACGUCAUAAGGUGACUGUCUAUAAUAAAGUAAUAACAGCGAA
This is a messenger RNA of Dermacentor silvarum, 2580 nucleotides long. RefSeq lists its product as uncharacterized. NCBI's taxonomy places the organism in Eukaryota, Metazoa, Arthropoda, Arachnida, Ixodida, Ixodidae. The record is from RefSeq and is a predicted model, not a curated record. The transcript has 2 exons. The coding region runs from base 594 to 2336 and encodes 580 amino acids.